This is a messenger RNA of Lotus japonicus, 1378 nucleotides long. RefSeq lists its product as uncharacterized. The coding region runs from base 215 to 1177 and encodes 320 amino acids. The record is from RefSeq and is a predicted model, not a curated record. Lineage: Eukaryota; Viridiplantae; Streptophyta; Magnoliopsida; Fabales; Fabaceae. The transcript is spliced from 4 exons. Gene Ontology annotation, molecular function: hydrolase activity.
GUGGAAGCUCCAAACACCAACACGAUGAUAUGCUUCAGGUUCCAAGUCAAAAUUGUUCUCUGACCUCAGCUUCAACAUUUACUAACACAAAUGCAUUAUUAUAGCUUGUGUGUGUGUCAUCAUCUCUGUCCUUCUUAAACAACCACCUGUUGGUCCUUGCUAGCUCCAGAAUAUUGAUUGAGAUUUGGAUUUUGGAACAAUCAGACCAGUGAGCAUGAUGAUGAGUGAAUUAGUGAAUCACCAAAGAAUCAAAACCAACGGGAUAUGGAUACAUGUAGCAGAGCAAGGAACAGGACCACUAGUUCUACUGCUUCAUGGCUUCCCAGAAAUAUGGUACUCAUGGCGCCACCAGCUCAACUACUUAGCCCAAAAUGGUUAUCAUGCGGUUGCUCCUGAUCUCAGAGGCUACGGUGAUUCUGAUUCUCCUCUUGACCCCAAUUCCUACACUGUUCAGCACAUAGUAGGUGAUCUUAUUGGUCUUCUUGAUCAUUUUGGUGAACAACAGGCAUUUGUGGUUGGUUCUGACUUGGGAGCAAACAUUGGAUGGAACCUAUGUCUGUUUAGACCUGACAGGGUGAAGGGGUUUGUUGCUUUAGGUGUUCCUUACUUGCCAAGAUCUCCAACUGCUAAAACGGUUGAAACAAUCAGGGAAAUAUAUGGAGAUGAGAGUCAUGUCUGCCAGUUUCAGGAAGCUGGUCGUGCAGAGAGAGCUUUUGCAAGAUAUGAUUGCUUGACAGUGAUGAAGAAGUUUUUGCUGAUAACAACAGAUUUUCUAGUAGCUCCUCCUGGCGUGGAGAUCAUUGAUUUCUUACCGACGCCUUCGGUUUUGCCAUCAUGGAUCACUGAGGAGGAACUCAUGGUGUUUGCAGACAAAUUUCAGGAGUCUGGUUUCACUGGUCCACUCAAUCACUACCGGGCAAUGGACCUAAAUUGGGAGCUUCUUGCACCGUGGCAAGGAUCAAAGAUAAUAGUUCCAACGAAGUACAUAGCCGGAGACAAAGACAUUGGCUUUGAAAAGGGUGGUAUGAAGGAUUUUGUGGAAAGUGAUGUUUUUAAGAGUAUUGUUCCCAACCUUGAAACAGUUAUACUAGAUGGACACCAUUUUAUACAUCAAGAGAAAGCCCAACAAGUUUCAGAUGAAAUCAUUUGCUUCAUCAGGAAAUUAUCUCUGGAUUAAAAAUAUUUAAUGGUCUCACUUUCAGACCUUAUAUCUCUUUUUUUUACAGUGACCUUAUAGCCUUGAUAGUCUGUUAGUAAUUUGCAAGAGGAGAGUUGUUUGUGCCGACACAUCAACUCAUUCAUUUGUCUUACUUUUACCAGUUGUGUUACUUGUGUACUAUGUGUCAGUUCUAUAUUCGACCUAUUAUUUUCACUUUAA